Messenger RNA from Micropterus salmoides (largemouth bass), 719 nucleotides. RefSeq names its product CYTL1 domain-containing protein. Bases 47 to 436 code for a protein of 129 amino acids. The transcript has 4 exons. The record is from RefSeq and is a predicted model, not a curated record. Gene Ontology annotation, biological process: positive regulation of transcription by RNA polymerase II. Lineage: Eukaryota; Metazoa; Chordata; Actinopteri; Centrarchiformes; Centrarchidae.
CACAAACAAACAAAGGUUUUGUUAGUGCAGUAGGUGUCAGGGAGUCAUGGCGAUCUUUAACCACUUGUUGCUUGUUUUGUCUUUGGCGCCACUGGUACUGAGCUACCCUUUCUACCCACCAACAUGCUACACCAAGGUACUGAGCAUGGCACGAGAUCUCACCCAGUGGGCUGCAGAUUUAAAGAGGGAUCCUGAAACUAGCUUCUGCAUGCAACACAUGCCACCUCUGUAUCUUGAUGUCCAUAAUGCUUGCGUGAUGUACAAAAUGAGAACCUACAUCUCCCUGGUGGAAGGCCUGCGUGAGCGCCGUUGCGCUUACACCAGAGAAGUGAGGAAGCUGGGUGUCACUCUGAGACAGCUCUUCAUCAUCAUGUCAGAGAAAUGUCAUGGGGACUUGGUGUUCACGAUCUAUGACUGUGCGGCACUGGAGCACUAACCUACCCAAAAUGACUAUAUUACUGCUCAAAGUCUUUCAAAGGAGAGUGGAGAGACAGCAAUCUGUCAAUGUACAUUCUCCAAGCGUCUGCAGUGAUUGAAAGACACAAGGCUGAAGUUAAGUUUAUAUCUAUAGUAACUCUGGUUGUGUAACUAUGUUAAAUAAACAUACUGUAAUAAUCUGUUUUCUAACUUUAAUGGGGUUUAUUAGUAUCACUAAUUAUCACAUCUUUCCUAUGGAAUCUGACUGGAAACAUUUCACAUAAUAAACUUUAUUAAAAUGC